AUGGAGAGGAUGAUGCAACAAAUUUCUGCAGUGAUUGUACCAUCGUAUGAAGGCAAUAUGGAGCACGCAAAUGCUAUGUACCAAAAUCAGCAAAGGCCGAGGUAUGAUCCGUACUCCAACACAUACAAUCCGGGUUGGCGAGAUCAUCCAAAUUUCAGCUACGCCAAUAAGCAAGCUGCGGAGAAUCCCACUUUCAAUCAACAAGGUGGUUACCAAGUAAUGCAAAGACCACAGCAAGAACCUCAAAGCACAAGUGUGGAUGACAAGUUUACUCUUAUGAUGCAAAGUAUGCAAGAGAUUUCGAAGUCGAUGCAAGGCUUCAACCAAUUUCAGCAGAAAUACGAGAUGACUAUGAGAGAUGUGCAAAACCAAGUUAGUCAAUUGGCUAAUAAUAUUAAUCUACUCAAGGCACAAGUGUCUGGAAAUCGUCCUUCUCAACCGUUGAACCAUAAAGAGAAUGUAAAUGCUAUUGAGCUAAGAAGUGGGAAGCAAGUUAAGCAACCGGCAACAUCACGGGAAACUCAUGAAUCUGUUUUAGAGCAAGAAGAGGACGAAACAACCCCUAACAAGGCUGAUUUGGUAAUGAAUUCCCACUCUAAACCUCUUGUUUUUACUAAUGUCACUCUACCUUUUCCUAAUAGGUUUGAAAAGUCAAAGAAGGAGACGCUAUACAAAGAGAUUUAUGAGAUAUUCAAGAACAUCCAAGUGAACAUACCGCUCCUUGAGGCGAUAAGGCAAGUUCCUCGCUAUGCAAAGUUUUUGAAGGAGUUGUGCACUAACAAGCACAAAUUGACCGGUAAUGAAUUAAUGAGUGUGGGGGAAAACGCUAUGGAGUAUCUUAUGAUGAAACUCCGACCUAAAUUAAAAGACCCUGGUAGUUUCACCGUACCUUGCACAAUUGGUAAGACAAUGUUUACAAAAGCUUUGCUAGAUUUAGGUGUAUCUAUUAAUGUUAUGCCUGCUUCAAUUUAUGAAUCCUUAAAUCUUGGUCCCCUCAAAAGUACCGGUGCAGUUAUAGAACUUGCCGAUAGAUCUAAUGUUUUCACGAAAGGGGUUAUUGAGGAUGUUUCGGUGCAGGUUAAUGAGCUUAUAUUUCCGGUGGACUUUUAUGUUCUUGAUAUGAAUGAUGAAAAUUUUUCCUCGUCUACACCUUUGUUGUUGGGUAGACCGUUCAUGAGAACUUCUAGAACUAAGGUUGAUGUCUACGAAGGCACUUUGGCAAUGGAAUUUUAUGGGGAGGUCGUACUCUUCAACAUCUUUGAGGCGAUGAGGUACCCGAGUGAUGUGUAUUCCUGUUUUGUUGUUAAUAGCAGAAUGGGUUUCCUUAAGGUUGUUAAAGACAAGAUUGUUUCUUGUAUACCAAAGAGACCAUAA
This is a messenger RNA of Papaver somniferum (opium poppy), 1374 nucleotides long. RefSeq lists its product as uncharacterized. The transcript has a single exon. NCBI's taxonomy places the organism in Eukaryota, Viridiplantae, Streptophyta, Magnoliopsida, Ranunculales, Papaveraceae. The coding region runs from base 1 to 1374 and encodes 457 amino acids. The record is from RefSeq and is a predicted model, not a curated record.